AUGGUGAAGAGCAGAAUUCUAUAUGAGAAAAUUACCUCGACAGCGAGAUACUCGAGAACAGCAGCAAGGUGGAUCGGAGAUCCGUAUGCAACCUUUCUUCAAGAAUCAGACAAUACGGUUGACGAGGAACUACAGCCCGGACAUGGCGAGAUUGGAAACGACCUUCUGAUCGCCUCCACUUCUCCCGCCGGAGUUUCCGACGAACAGUGA
Molecule: messenger RNA, 210 nt
Organism: Linum trigynum
Lineage: Eukaryota; Viridiplantae; Streptophyta; Magnoliopsida; Malpighiales; Linaceae
Source: the annotation of a GenBank genome assembly